Clavispora lusitaniae ATCC 42720 is the source of this 1404-nucleotide messenger RNA. It is a transcript of the gene LAT1, whose product is annotated as dihydrolipoyllysine-residue acetyltransferase. Gene Ontology annotation, molecular function: dihydrolipoyllysine-residue acetyltransferase activity. Gene Ontology annotation, biological process: pyruvate decarboxylation to acetyl-CoA. NCBI's taxonomy places the organism in Eukaryota, Fungi, Ascomycota, Pichiomycetes, Serinales, Metschnikowiaceae. The record is from RefSeq and is a predicted model, not a curated record.
AUGUCUGCUUUGUUCGUUCACAGAGCCGCCUUCACCUUGCGUGCUGUGGCCGGCAACACCUCCAGAUCCUACCUUGCCUCUUCCUUUUCUUUGCAAAUGGCAAGAUUGUACUCAUCCGGAAAGUUCCCCCCUCACACUGUCAUCAACAUGCCGGCUUUGUCGCCAACCAUGACCCAAGGUGGUAUCGCUGCUUGGUCUAAGAGCGUUGGUGAUGAGUUGACUCCUGGUGAAGCCAUUGCCGAGAUCGAAACCGACAAGGCCUCGAUGGACUUUGAAUUCCAAGAAGAAGGUUACUUGGCUAAGAUCUUGGUUGAGGCUGGCACCAGCGACAUCCCUGUUGGUAAGCCAAUUGCUGUUUAUGUUGAAGACAGCAGCGAUGUGCCUGCUUUUGAAAGCUUCACUGCUGAAGAUGCAGCCGGUGCCGAGGCUCCUGCCCCAGCACCAAAGGAGGAGAAGACCGAAGAGCCAAAGGCCGAGGAAAAGCCUGCCUCAUCUGCUCCAUCUAAGCCAUCUACCCCAUCUAAGGCUCCAACUGGCAGAAUCUUCGCCUCUCCAUUGGCCAAGACCAUUGCUCUUGACAGAGGUAUCUCUUUGAAGAACAUUAAGGGUUCCGGUCCAAAGGGCAGAAUCAUCGCCAAGGAUGUGGAGAACAUCAAGCCUGCCGAAGCUGCUCCAGCUGCUUCUGCCGCUCCAGCUGCUGCCACCUACGAAGAUAUUCCUCUUACGGCUAUGAGAAAGACCAUUGCCUCCAGAUUGUUGCAAUCCACCCAACAGUCACCAUCUUACAUUGUCCAAUCCCAACUCAAUGUCUCCAAGUUGUUGAAGUUGCGUCAAUCCCUCAACGCUACUGCUGAAGACAGAUACAGAUUGUCUGUGAACGACUUGUUGGUCAAGGCUAUUGCUUUGGCUUCCUUGAGAGUUCCUGAAGUCAACUCUGCUUGGAUGGGCGAAGAAAAUGUCAUUAGACAGUACAACGUUGUUGAUGUUUCUGUCGCUGUCGCUACCCCUACUGGUUUGAUCACCCCAAUCAUUAAGAACGCUCACACCAAGGGCUUGGCUACCAUUUCUGCAGAAGUCAAGGACUUGGGUAAGAGAGCUAAGGCUGGUAAGUUGGCUCCAGAAGAAUACCAAGGCGGUACCAUCUGUAUCUCUAACUUGGGUAUGAACAACGCCGUUAACGCAUUCACUUCUAUCAUCAACCCACCACAAUCUGCUAUUGUCGCUAUUGGUACUGUUGACAAGAAGGCUAUUCCAUCUUCCGUGAACGAGCAAGGUUUCGUUUUCGCUGAUGUCAUCACUGUUACCGGUACUUUUGACCACAGAACUGUGGAUGGAGCCAAGGGCGGUGAAUGGAUCCGUGAAUUGAAGAAGAUUGUCGAAAACCCAUUGGAAUUCUUGAUCUAA